AUGGCACACAAGUAUGAUGGUCUUUCCCACUGUAAGCUGGCGCUGGUGUUUGCCGUGGUGAUGGAUCUGUUGGGUGUCGUAUCCCUUCUAUUGGGCGUCUUCGCUCCACUGGAAAUCCAAGGUCAAGACUUUGGGGAUUUGCUGGUGUACUCGGGAGCCCUUUUAGUGUUGUUUUCCUUGGCAGGCUGGGUCAUGUGGUACAGUGGCAACAUUGAGGGUCUGACCUCCAAGAAAGAGCUUAGUGGGGCUAUGGUUGGAGCUAUGGACCGACUGGCCCGUUCCCUGAGCCGCAAGAUACGGAUCCCCAGGACUCACAGCAGUCCAUCAUAG
Menidia menidia (Atlantic silverside) is the source of this 330-nucleotide messenger RNA. NCBI's taxonomy places the organism in Eukaryota, Metazoa, Chordata, Actinopteri, Atheriniformes, Atherinopsidae. The record is from the annotation of a GenBank genome assembly.